AUGGUUUCAUUCUCAAAGAUUAUGACAUAUGGAGGUAUCUCCUUUGUGGUCGGAUCAUUGUUGAUGUCGAUCUACGACCAAUACCAAGACUAUGUCGAGGAGGAAGGAUUCACACAGAGCUCUUUGUUUGGAUCUUCAGGUGGCGACGACUCGUUGGCACCGAGAAUGAAGAAGCCAAAGAAGCUUUCGCAGGCUGACGACGAGCGUUUGGUCAUGGAGUUUGAAGCCUACCGUAAGAUCGGUAAGGAGGCACUCCAAGAGGAAGAUCUACCAAGAGCUCUCGAGAUCUUUGAAAUCAUGUACGGAAUCGUUUCGAAAUCGAUCACCCUUCAGAACGUCGAUCACGGAAACACCUUGUUCAUGGUAUUCCGUUUGGCCAAUGCCACUCAAAAUACAAAGAAAAUGGUUAAAUAUGCUCAAAUUUUGAUUGAUGGUAAUGGACCAAAUCCACAAGGACAGAAAUUAGAAGAGACAUUGAAUCUCUAUGAAGUUAUCUUGAAGGAUUUGACUGACGAUAAGAAAUAUAAUGAAGCUAUUGAAUUGGCCAAGUCAAUUCCAAGAAAAUACAACCUUAAGGCAGAACAACUUUCAAAUCAUUAUUCAAUUCUUGCAAAUUUAUACAAUAAGAUCGAUGCAAAGAGUGAUUGGUUAGAUGCCGUUCACAAGUCAGUUGAAUACGCAAAGAAAUCAGGAAAUACUCAAUUCGUUGCAUCAUGCUUAAUCGAUUUAAUUGAAUUCUAUGUUGCUCAAAAGAAUGACGAAAAGAUUGAUGAAACAGUAGAAGAAGCUUUGGCACACUUCCCAGGUGAACAAAAGAUUUCAUUCCUUAGAGUUACCGCACCAAUUUACUUUGCCCACGGUUACUAUGAAAAAUACAUUAAAGGACAAGAGGAAAUCAUUCCACUUUUCGAAACAAAGGUUAACAACAACACUGAAAACUCUGAGAGCGAGCGUUUGAAAUUAAGAAACUAUCUACUCAAUGAAAUCAACAGAUUAGGUUGUGGUUAUUUAAUUGUCGGUCGCGAAGAUGAAGCCAUUGAGAAAUUCAAUGAAGUUAAAAAAUUACUUACAUGUUUAUUAAUCGCGAUUAUUAGCUCAGAGAAUUUAAUUUAUACAAUUCCAUCAGUAUCUAAAUAUUUCAAAACAAAGGAAGCUCAUGUCGAAGAGGAAUCAGAGUUUUCAAUCAUUCUUGCAUGCCACGAAAACGUUACAGUUCCAGAAAACUCUGUUGUCGUCUGUGAGUUUGAGAAUCCAGCCGAUCCAGAUGCACCAACCAUCGUCGAGAAGGAUGCCAACACCAGAGAGAUCGUUUUGGAAGUUUCAGAUGUCCAAGGUAUCGAUGUCACCAAGGCCUACACCGCUAAAAUUACACUCUACAACAAGGACAACCGUGAAGAGCCACUCUCCAAACACUACCAAAUCCUUUCACCACAAUCACCAAUCAAGGGUACAGUAGAUCAAAUGUUCCAACAAUUAUUGUAA
Messenger RNA from Heterostelium album PN500, 1482 nucleotides. RefSeq lists its product as uncharacterized. The transcript has 5 exons. Bases 1 to 1482 code for a protein of 493 amino acids. The record is from RefSeq and is a predicted model, not a curated record. Gene Ontology annotation, molecular function: protein binding. Lineage: Eukaryota; Evosea; Eumycetozoa; Acytosteliales; Acytosteliaceae.